Molecule: messenger RNA, 3056 nt
Organism: Sardina pilchardus (European sardine)
Lineage: Eukaryota; Metazoa; Chordata; Actinopteri; Clupeiformes; Clupeidae
Product: Fc receptor-like protein 5
Exons: 15
Coding region: 15-2762 (915 amino acids)
Biological process (GO): cell surface receptor signaling pathway
Cellular component (GO): plasma membrane
Molecular function (GO): transmembrane signaling receptor activity
Source: RefSeq, a predicted model, not a curated record
GAAGAGCCCACACCAUGGAACUCACUCUUAUAUGGCUUCUGAUUGUGUUGAGCUUGUGUUCCCACUCUGGAGUCGCUGCAGAGCGACCCACGGCUGUUGUGUCCCUGAGCCCUAAGUGGAGUCCAGUGUUCAGUGGAGAGAGCAUCACUCUCACCUGCAGCAUACAGGGAGAGUCCUCAUCAGACUGGAGAUACCGCUGGUACAGAGGAGACCAGCAGCUUCACCCACAGAGAGGCUGGAGUGACAGUGAUAGAUACAGACUGCAGUCUGUGCAGGAGGACCACAGCGGGGACUACAGCUGCCAAGGAAGCAGACAAGAAGAUGCAAAGGAGUCAUAUAUGAGUGAGGGUGUUACCCUGACUGUUUUAACCCUGCCCACUGCUACACUGACCAUAGAGCCAGAGAGUCCUGUGUAUGUUGGAGAGGAAGUCACUCUGAAGUGUAAGAUACAGUCUGAGGGUGACUGGGCGUAUAAGUUGUUUAAAGGGUCCAGCAGUGAUCAUCUCUCUCAGUCUGACACCAACACACUGACCAUCACAGCAGCAGCCAAGUCUGAUGAGAGUCAUUACUGGUGUCAGGGAGAGAUGAGGGGCAGAGCUGUGUCUUCACUGAUGAGUGGAAGUGUUUAUCUUACUGUUAAAGCCCUGCCUACACCUACACUGAGUGUGCAGCCAGAGACUCACGUGUUCACUGGAGAGGACGUCACUCUGAAGUGUGAGAUUGAGUCUGAGGGUGUCUGGAAGUACAAGUGGUAUAAAGAAUGGGACAGAAAUGUACUUACUCUGGGGGACACCAACACCUUCACCAUCAGAGGAGCUGCUGAGUCUCAUAAAGGCCAGUACUGGUGCCAGGGGGAGAGGAGAGACAGACCCACAGCAUCACAACCAAGCAGGAGAAUAACUCUUGACGUCAAAGGUUACUAUUGCGUGCAUGAGUGUGUGUAUGGAUCUCUGCCAACAGCUAUAGUAACUGUAGACCCUCCUGAGGGUCCAUACUACCCUGGAGAUGAGAUCACUCUGAGGUGUGAUAUAGCAGGGCACACAGACUUUCAGUAUAACUGGUACAGAGGUAGUGAUUCCAUUCACUAUCAGAAUAGUCAAUCCAUCACCAUUUCCCUCCCUGAUCGAGCUGGAAAGUACCAGUACACAUGUGAUGGUAGAGGAAACGGGCCAAAGACUUCCCAGCGUAGUACACCUGUCUCUGUCAGUGUAACAGAUUUUCCAGUGCCUACUCUGACAGUACAACCCAGCCAUGUGUUCACUGGAGAAGCAGUCACUCUGACAUGUAUACAGCCUUCAACUGGCUGGACAUAUGCAUGGGAUACACCCCCAUCAUCCAGAGCCUUUGAGACAAACAGCAACAUCUACACCAUCAGCAGAGCCUCUGUGUCUGACCAGGGGGAGUAUAAGUGCUACGGAGUGAGAGAGAGAAGCAGGAAACCAUCACGUUCCAGCAACACUGUUCAGCUUAUAGUAAAAGCGCUGCCUUUGGCUACACUGACUGUAGAGCCCCAGAGUCCUGUGUUCACUGGAGAGACGGUCACUCUGAAGUGUGUGAUAGAGUCUCUCAGUGGCUGGACAUAUAAGUGGUAUAAGGAGUCCAGCAGAACCCCAGUGUCUGAGGGAAACAUCUUCACCAUCAGAGGAGCUGCUGAGUCUCAUAAGGGCCAGUACUGGUGUCAGGGGGAGAGGAGAGACAGAUCCAUAUUAUCACAACCAAGCAGGAGAAUAACUCUUGACGUCAAAGCUUCAAAGCCAAAACUCACAUUAAGUCCUGCUCACCAGCUCCUCACAGGAGACUCAGUGACUCUGAGAUGUGAGUUGGGUGUUUCCUCUGGUUUGGUGUUCUACUGGUACAGAGACACACAGACCUCUGAUCCUGUGGCCCAGACUGAUGGAGACUCCUACAGUAUCAGCUCUGUUAAAGUUUCUGAUGGAGGACAGUACUGGUGCAGAGCUGGGAGAAGAGACCCAGUCUACAAUACUCAAUAUAGUGAUGAAGUAGUAGCUGAAAUAAAGUUUACAGGUGUGUCUCUGGCUUCUGUGAUGAUCCCUUCAAACUGGACCCAGAUCUUCACAUCUGAGCCUCUCUCCCUGAGCUGUGGGGUUCAGGGCAACUCUACUGGAUGGAGACUGAGAUGGUUCACAGGCAGAGGAGGAGAAUCAGAGUGUCCCAAUGACUGGAGAUCAGAAACAGGAUCCAGCUGCAGCAUCAGCUCAGCAGCUCCAUCAGACAGUGGAGUGUACUGGUGUCAGUCUGAGUCUGGAGAGCAGAGUAACCCUGUCAACAUCACAGUGCACAAUGGAGAUGUGAUCCUGGAGAGUCCUGUCCAUCCUGUGACUGAGGGAGAUUCUCUGACUCUGCGCUGUAGAUAUCGCUACCAGAUAUCUAACAUCAGAGCUGACUUCUAUAAAGAUGGGACACUCCUGCAGACCUCCACCACAGGAGAGAUGACCAUCCCUACAGUCUCCAAGUCACAUGAAGGCCUCUAUAAGUGCAGCAACUCAGAGAGAGGAGAGUCACCAGAGAGCUGGAUCACAGUCAGAGAUGCUAGGUCCUCUGGGUCCUCUAAGUUUGUGGUAGCAGUGGGUGUGGUGAUCGGACUGCUUUUUGCCUUGGCUCUGGUCAUUUUACUAGUCCUGCUGCUGUACCGCUCCCAGAAAGCAAAAGGGUCAUUUUCAGUGACACCAAACCCUGGUCCUGGUUCACAGCAAAGGGAAAAAAACAGUGGUCACAGUUCAACCUCACAGAAAAGAGUUUAAGGUGGUGCUGUGGCUGGAACCUGUGAUGGUCAUUGGCGAGACUUGAAGAAUACAGACAAGGAAAAGAAAGACGGACUGUAAUGUAGAAUGCACAUGUUAUGCAUUUUCAAGACAUCUUAUUAGUAUGUUGAAUGCAGAGUAUGUAUUAUUAAAUAAUCUGUUGUGUGACUGUGACCUGUUUGUUUUUACACUUGUUCCAGCCAAGAGUAUAGGCUACAACUGUAUGUCAGACAGACACUCCUCUAACACUCUAAACAGGCAAACUUUGUUGUGAUUGUGUGUGUUAAUUGUGAU